Molecule: messenger RNA, 10138 nt
Organism: Passer domesticus (house sparrow)
Lineage: Eukaryota; Metazoa; Chordata; Aves; Passeriformes; Passeridae
Gene: TASOR2
Product: transcription activation suppressor family member 2
Exons: 24
Coding region: 243-9287 (3014 amino acids)
Biological process (GO): negative regulation of gene expression, epigenetic
Cellular component (GO): nucleoplasm
Source: RefSeq, a predicted model, not a curated record
GGUUCAGUUUUCACUUUCUGUUUUUUUCCCCGCCGCUCCCGCCCCUCGUCCCCUCCUUCCCUCCCUCCCUCUCUCUCUCUCUCUCCCUCCUCCCUCUCCGUCCUUCCACUUCCUGGGGCCGGCGGAUGGCGGGGGCCGCCCCGCGCCGCCUCAUGCCGCCGGCCCGGGAGCGGCGGCGCACCGGGCGCCGGGCGGGGCGGCCAUGAGGGCGGCCUGAGGGACGGCUCCGAGCGAGCCCGGCCAUGGGCGAGAGGCGGCGCGGGGAGAGCGGCGAGCCGGGCACGGGAUUUUCCCCGGAUCCCGAGGAGCAGGGCUCCCUGCUGCAGCGGGCCGUGGCCGUGCUGCAGAGCUCCUCGCUGCACUCCAGCUCCCAGCAGGGUUUCCAGUACAGCAGAGCCAUCCUGGUGGAAAACGAGUUUUUCCUGAGUGAGCUGCAGGCGUUUGCCCGCGCCAAGGCCGCUGCAGGGUACAGCCAGGAGGAGCUGCAGGAGACCUUUGCGUUCCUGCCCUUCGAGCAGGAGGAGGAGGCCCAGCGGGUGUGUGAGCGCGGGCUGCGCGUCAACAGCAGCAGCAGCUGCAGCCUGGGGGACCCUGCCAAAGGGGUUUAUAUUUCCAAAUAUUCCGACUGCCUCCAUCCCAGCCCUUGGCACCAGGGAAAAUCAGGAUUUAUUGUCAUCUGCAAACUCAUCAAGGGCAAGGUCCGAGCCAUCCCUGAGAGCUCCCCCAGCAGCUGCACCUGCCCCUCGCCCGGCUACGACUGCCACGUGUCCAGCGGGAGCAGCCAGUACUACGUGUACGAGGUGAGCGGGGCGGGCGCGGCCGAGCGGCCCCGCCAGGUGUGCCCGUACGUGCUGCUGGCGUGCCAGCACCGCCCGGCCCGCGAGAUGCCGGCGCCGCUCUGCCCAGUGGAGCAGAACCACCAAGCGCCGCGCUCGCCGUGCCCAGCGCCGUGCCCGUGGCGGGGCCAGCUCUGCAUCGGGGGCCGGCGCCUCUGCACCAUCGGCCUGAGGAGCCGGCACAGCGCGGGCAGCGUGCCCGCCCAGCUGCCUCCCAGCCUGGACAUCAAACACGUCAUGGGAUUGUCUGACCUGAAGAAAAAACUUCCAGAAGCCGCUUUUGGGAAAAAAAAUUACACCAGGAAUGAAGUCUGCUUCCAGGGUGUUUACUCCAGCCUCUACGAGGUGGAAAUAUCCAACAAGGAGCAGUCCAGGAUGGAUCAGCUGCUGGAAAAGCUGAGGGAGCAGGACCUGGCAAUCAUCAAAUAUUUACAGGACCAGGGAGUUCUGAUCCUGCUCACGUCCUCAGCCCUGGCACGGGAGGAUGGCCUGGAGCCCAAGGAGCCCAAGGAGCCCAGGGAGCCCAAGGAGCCCAAGGAGCCCAAGGAGCCCAGGGAGCCCAGGGAGCCCAAGGAGCCCAGGGAGCCCAGGGAGCCCAAGGAGCCCAGGGAGCCCAGGGAGCCCAAGGAGCCCAGGGAGCCCAAGGAGCCCAAGGAGCCCAGGGAGCCCAAGGAGCCCAGGGAGCCCAGGGAGCCCAAGGAGCCCAGGGAGCCCAGGGAGCCCAAGGAGCCCAGGGAGCCCAAGGAGCCCAAGGAGCCCAGGGAGCCCAAGGAGCCCAGGGAGCCCAGGGAGCCCAAGGAGCCCAGGGAGCCCAAGGAGCCCAGGGAGCCCAAGGAGCCCAAGGAGCCCAGGGAGCCCAAGGAGCCCAGGGAGCCCAGGGAGCCCAAGGAGCCCAGGGAGCCCAAGGAGCCCAAGGAGCCCAAGGAGCCCAGGGAGCCCAGGGAGCCCAGGGAGCCCAAGGAGCCCGUGACCCUGCUGGCCCUGUUCCUGUUCCGCUCCCCCCGCGCGCUGAGCCCCCAAGCGGAACAGCCGGACCCAAGGGCCAGGCAGGACGGCAGUGCCAGGAAUUCCCUCUCCCUGAAAAUCGCCUCCGUGGUGCCGGGGCUGCGCUACGCCCUGCGCAAAGCAGCCAGCUCCCCCUGCAGCCCCCCGGGCGUGCCCAGCAUCCAGCAGCACCUCCAGGAGUAUGCCCAGCUCCGGGACAGCCCUGAGGGCAGCCCGUGGCAGGGCAGGGACACUCCCGAGGCCGCUGUCCCCUGUCCCUGGCAGGAGGGGGGCGCGGGCCCGUGCCUGGCGCAGCUGCGCCGCUACCUCUGCGACCCCAGCAGCUUCACCCUGGGCAUCUCCGCAGCCCUGCGGUGCCUGCGUGGGGCUGGCAGCGAGCUGGCACCCGCUCCUGGCAGCUCCUGCUCCUCCCCCGUGCCCCCAGAUCCUGCUGCUGCCAGCGGAGCGCCGGGAAUUCCGCGGGAUAAGGAAGGGAUUCCCAAUGUGCAUUCAGAGAGAUUGCUGAAAAGUUUCACCUCUCCCACCAAGCCCUGGGGCAGGGAGGUCAGGAGGAAAUCCAGCAGGAUCCUCGGGAAGAGCGUGCCACCCCUCAAGGCACAAGCAUGUCCUGGGGAGAGCAGCAGCAGGAGCAGGGAGGCAGCCAGGAAAAAAACCAGCGUCGCCUCCUCUUGUCCCAAAAAAUCGGGAUCUGCUGGGAAUGCCAACGAGCCCAUGCUGAAAUUGGCCAAUUUGCAGUUGCCACAUGGAAGGAAAAGAGGUGCAGAGGUGCUGGCUGCAGAAAUUGUCCACAAACCCCAGUGUGAGAGUGCUGAGAAGGAAAUCUCAGCUCCCAAUGGUCCUGGCGUGGAGGCAAAGAGGCCAAAAACUGUGGAAAACCUGGAUUCCAAGAAGGUCCCUGUCACUGAGGGAGGCAUGAAGCCAGGGAAAAGCAAAACGCAGAAAAACGUGGAAAACAAAACAUCCAAACCUCCUGAGAAGCAGCAGGAAGAGAGCGAGCUGAAGGAGCUGCUCUCGGAGCCGCCCCCCGAGGCCCCAUCCCAUCCCUCUGGAGCAGAAAUCCCAGGGAAUGUUCAUGCCGUGGCACUUCCCAGCGUGGCCUUUGCCCUGCCGGGGGACAGCAGUGACUCGCACGCCCUGAACCUGCUGGCUGACCUGGCGCUGGGCUCCUGCAUCCCUGCCUUCAUUCCCAAGGAUUCCGGGAGCGUCCCCACGGAACCUGGGCAUCCCUGGCAGCGGCAGAGCCCCUCCGACCCCAAAUCCCCGCGCGUGGAUUCCGACCACAAAUACCACAGGGCAGACAGGCAGGGCAAAAAACCCACCUGCAGCAGAGUGCCCCCGACCCAGCCGCUUCCCGAAGAAGCAGAUCCCAGCCAGCUGGCCUCUCCUCCUUUGGAAAAACCCUCUGGAAUUCCCAGCAGGAGCAGCGGGGCUCCCAUCCCCGCCGCGUUCCGGGCGUUCCCUCCCCGGGCGGCUGCGCAGGGCUGCGGGGUGAACAAGCACUCCAUCAUCUCAGCCGAGCACUCCUACGCCUCCCCGCUGCCCGAGGAUCCCAGAGCAGCCCCAGAUCCCAAAGGGAAUCCCGGAGCUGCCCCCAGGAACCCCGCGGGAGCUCCCUUGGUUGGGAAGGUGCUGCCGUUCCGGCGCCACCAGAGCAGCGCCGAGCCCGCCCGGAGCCUGGGCGCUCCCAGGAAAAAGGAGGAUUUCUCCCAGAGCCACACGGUGAAUCUCUGUGGGAACUCCAUGAAGGUCACGUGCCGGUGGGAGGAGGAGUACCUGUUCCACCUGGACAGCAGGUACACCAAUGAUUCCCUGGAGAAAACCGUCAUCCGUGCCCUGCAUGGGCCCUGGGAUCCCGAUCUUCCCGACGAUGUGGAAGGGAUGAAGCUGAUCCUGCACAUGUGGGUGGCCCUGUUCUACAGGAAGCCCAGCAAGCUCCUGAGCAGCUCCAGGAAGGUGGUGGAGCACAGCAAUCCCAGGAAAUUCGUCUCCAUCAACAGCUCCGGCUUCCUGGAGCUCAGUGACGACAGCCAGGACUGCUUUGGCUUCGAGACGUGUCCCGCAGACUCCGGCUCAGAUCCUGACCAGACCCCCAGCAGCUCCCUGGAUCCCAGCCCCCCUUCCCAGGGCUCUUCCCAGCCCCAGAGGAGCCCGGCGGAUUCCCAGACGGACGCGGACGGAGCCGCUGCAGCCGUGGACAGCACGGUGUCCUCCUCCUCGGGGGAGCUGCCCUGCGGGGAGGAGGAGGAGCAGCCUUCCUCCACCAGCUGUCCCGAGAGCCUUUCCCUGCAGGAUGGUGCCAGGGAGAAGCUGGAUGUGGCAGGGGGGGAGCCGGAGGGCGCUGCCGAGGAGAGCGCGCGCCGCGUCUGGAGCGUCACCGCGGAGGAGCCAGCCAAGGAGGAGCUGCUGGAUGCCAGGAUCACCCCCAGCCCUCCCCAGGAGCUCGGCUGUCCCAGCAAAUCCCCGGGCACGGAAAACCCCGGGAGCCAAGCCCCAAACUCCAGCACAGCUCCAGGGACAGACCCCCCCGGUGCCCCUCAGGAAAACGGGGAGCAGCAGCAGCAAAACCAGCAGGGAGCAGGCUCGGGGAGUGGCCCCGGCCCUCCCGAGGAUGAGGAGGGAGUGGAAGGCUCAGGGCAUUCCCUGGAAGUUGAGGAUGGCGCUGGUGCGCAGCCUGCCUGUGAUUCCGCGCCCUUGGAAGCAGCUCCUGGGAGUGCAGAGCCUGGGGGAGCCACCGAGGAAGAGGAGGAAGGCCAGGAGCACUCGGAAAAGGAGGAGAGGGAGGAGGAGGAGGAGAAGAAGGAGAAUGAGGAGAUGGAGGAUGAAAGCUCCUUCGUGGGCCCUGUGGGCUUGGUGCUGUCCGAGAGCAGCGAUGCCGAGAUGGAGUGCGAGCACGGCGAGAAGAUUCCAGGGAAUUCGGCGUCUCCAGAGCGGUUUGGUGUUCCUGAAGAGACCCCCCUGCCCAGCCCCACCUCCCUGGCUCCCCACUGCCCCGACAGAUCCUCCCCAGCGCCCUCAGAUGGGGCCGGGACUGACCCUGGGGGCUUUCCUGAGAUGUCACCAAAGCAGGAGGAGCUCCCGGAUCCCUGGGACGCUCCGGGCACGCCGCAGUCGGGGACAAACGGGGUUGGAGGAGGUCUGGCCGAGGUGGGGUCACCCCACAGUGACAGUGGGGAGCUGCCAGUGCCCCCCGAGCCCAGCCCUGUCCGUGAGGCACAGCCCGACAGCGUUACAGACAGCCCAGGACCUGCCGGAGCCACGCUGGGAAACGGCUCCGGGCACAAACACCAGGAUCAGGCUCCCCCUGGGGAGCGCUGGGAGCCUGCGGGGAGCACGGGGUCCCCCUGCAGACAGGGGGUGAGCCUGGCCCUGUCCCCCGACUCCAGCUCGCUCUGCCUGACCUCUCCCGACGCGUCCAUGGAGCCCUGGGCUGCUCCAGAGGAUCAGCCCAUGGAGAGCGUCCAGUCCCCGACCCAGAGCGACCGGGCACGGAGCAGCUGCUCCCCCCAGCCGGGUGGGGGUGACCCCGAUCCCGACCCCAAUUCCCUGGAUGCUGAGGAGUCAGAGCAAGGCAGGAACGGGGUUUUGGUGGAGGAGCAGCAGGGGAGCCCCUCUGCCAAUGACAUGGAGGAGCUGGAUGAUCCCGUGGGAGCGGGAGAGGGCCGGGACUCGCCCUUUGAGUACACAGACAGAGCUGAGGAGAGCGAGGAUGCGUUCCCUGGGACAGAGAAUUCCCCUGGGAAUGACACCACGGACGUGGAGAUGGCAGAGGUGCCUCUCCACCGUCACCUCCUGGAAUCAGAGCCCUCCUCCUCCAUCAUCUCAGCCACACAGGAGCUCCCCAGGCAGCAGCAGAGCUUCCCAAACCUCCAGGGGGGCUCAGACCCCAACGCCGGCGUUCCCGCCCUGCCAGGCCGCCGGGAGUCGGUGCUGUGCCGCCUCUGGAAGCCUCUGGAAGGAGGAGCCACGCGGGUGAGCGUGGCUGCCUGGAGCCUGGAUGGCUCCUUCCCCCCCAGCCGUUCCCCGGAGCUGCUGGAGUGCCCAGCUCCCUGCUGCCCCGUGGGUGCGCCAGCGGAGCCGGGAUCUGCUCCCUGUGAUCCAUGGGAGCCAGCGGAGCCGGGAUCUCCUGCUCCUCCUCCUCCUCCUCCUUGUGAUCCAUGGGAGCAUCCGGAGCCUGCGGAGCCGGGAUCUGCUCCUGCUCCUCCGUGUGAUCCAUGGGAGCCAGCGGAGCCGGGAUCUGCUCCUCCUCCUCCUUGUGAUCCAUGGGACGAUCCGGAGCCUGUGGAGCCGGGAUCUGCUCCUGCUCCUCCUCCUCCGUGUGAUCCAUGGGACGAUCUGGAGCCUGCGGAGCCGGGAUCUGCUCCUCUUCCUCCUUGUGAUCCAUGGGACGAUCCGGGGCCUGUGGAGCCGGGAUCUUCUCCCUGUGAUCCAUGGGACGAUCCGGAGCCUGCGGAGCCGGGAUCUGCUCCUGCUCCUCCUUGUGAUCCAUGGGAUGAUCCAGAGCCUGCGGAGCCGGGAUCUGCUCCCUGUGAUCCAUGGGACGAUCCGGAGCCUGCGGAGCCGGGAUCUGCUCCUCCUCCUCCGUGUGACCCAUGGGACGAUCCGGAGCCUGCGGAGCCGGGCUCGCCGCUCCCCGGGAUGCUCCCUGACACUCCAGACAGUGCCCGGUGGGCCGGGAGCCAUGGCAGCCCCAGGAGCAGCCCCAGGAGCUGUGCUAGCCCCAGGAGGAGCCCCAGGAACUAUGGUAGUCCUGAGAGGAGCCCCAGGAGCCAUGGCAGCCCUUCCUGCCAUGGCAGCCCCGGGAGCUGUGGCAGCCCUGGAAGGAGCCCCAGGAGCUGCGGUAGCCCCGAGAUCCGUGGCAGCCCUGGGAGCAGCCCCAGGAGCCGUGGCAGCCUUUCCUGCCAUGGCAGCCCCAGGAGCCAUGGCAGCCCCAUGCACGGUGGCAGCCUGAGGAGCCCUGGUAGCCAUGGUAGCCCCAGAAGCCAUGGCAGCCCCCGGAGUGGUGGCAGCCCCAGAAACCAUGGUAGCCAUGGUAGACCCAGGAGCCCUGGUAGCCCCAUGAACGGUGGCAGCCCCAGAAGCCCUGGUAGCCCCAGGAGCCAUGGCAGCCCCAGAAGCUAUGGUAGCCAUGGUAGCCCCAUGAAUGGUGGUAGCCCCAGAAGCCGUGGUAGCCCCAGGAGUGGUGGCAGCCCCAGAAGCCCUGGUAGCCCCAGAAGCUGUUGCAGCCCCAGGAGUUGUGGCAGCCCCAGAAGCCAUGGCAGCCCCAGGAGCCAUGGUAGCCAUGGUAGCCCCAGGAGUUGUGGCAGCCUCAGGAGCCGUGGCAGCCCCAGGAGCCAUGGUAGCCGUGGUAGCCCCAGAAGCUGUGGCAGCCCCAGGAGUUGUGGCCGCCCCAGGAGCUGUGGCAGCCCCAGGAGCCGUGGUAGCCAUGGUAGCCCCCAGAGCCAUGGUAGCUGUGGCAGCCCCAGGAGCCGUGGUAGCCAUGGUAGCCCCCGGAGCCAGGCAGGGGAUGCCGGAGGGAGCCCCAGGGAGGAGCCCUUCCUGCCGGCGCACCUGGGAGGAGGCAGCAUUCCCAUUCCUGCACCUUUCCCAGCCUGGGGCUGUCCCCCGGGCGAGCCCUGGGAUGGGCACAGCCCCGAGGGGUCCCCGGCGUUCCCCGAUCCCGACUGCGCCGGCGCCGAGGCGGGACAGGGAGGAAUUCCAGCUUCUCCCAUCCCGUGGGACGAGCCCAGGGAGCUCUCUGGAGAACACCCGGAGUUCAGUGAUGCUGAGGAUAUUUCAGAUGUGCUCCCAAGGGAAGAGCAGCUCCCAAGCCAGGACACGCACGAGGGCUUGGCCUUUGAGGAGAAUUCCUUUGGUGACUCAGACCAGGAAUAUUUGGAGGGGAAUUCUCGCUCCCCUCUUCCAAGCAGGAGUUCCUGCAUCAUGACACCCACGGAUGCUGCAGGAGCCAGGACUACCUGGGACGGCUCCUCCAGGAGCUCCGUGCACACGGAGGAGCGUGGGGAGGCCUGGGACACCCCCGGGGAUUCCGGGAGCUUCGUGGUCACCGGGCAGUGCCAGGAGAGGGUGGAACAUUUCCAGCUUCCCAGGACGUGCAGCCGCCGUGCCCGCGAGUCUCACCUGGCCCAGUCCCUGACGGAGACCUGGAGGGGCUUCCAGGAGAUCACCCAGAACACUUUGGACAUGGAGUGCCUCCGCUUCCACUAUAAGCUAAAAGAAACCCUGAGGAACGGCAGGCCCCCCUUUUCUACCUCCAAAAGCACCUUCCCAGCCAGCUCCCCGCCCCGGCACGCCCCCGUCCCGCUGUCCCCGCGCAGCAGGAGCCCCUUGCAGGUGACGAUCCCCAGCUCGGGCGCGUGGCUGCGCUCCCACAGGGACGCUGGGGGCAGCAGGAGGAGCCGGGCUGGCAGGGAUGCCGGGGCUGGCAGGGAUGCCAGGGCUGCCAGGGCUGCCGUGCGCCUGGCCAGGCUGCGCUCGGAGCCCGCGCCGCCGGAGCCGCGCGGGGACGUGGCCGGAAUCCUGGAGGAGUUCUCCGAGUUCCAGAGGGUGCUGCAGGCCAGGGCCGAGCCCAGGAGCACAGCCCCGGCUCAGGGGCAGCCCCAGCCCCGGCCCCGGCCCGGCGGCACGGCGGCGUUCCCGGGAAUGGUGGCGGAGCUGUGCGGGGCCCUGCGCUGGCACCUGCGCCGCGUGGCCGCCGCAGCGCAGCCCGGAAUGUUCUACCUGCUGGAGACCGGGAAGGAGCCCUUCUUCGACAGGGUGAAGGCCCUGCUGGAGGCAGAGGGCUUGGUGAGCGUGGAGCCCCUGGAGUUCUGCAGAGCCCAGCCCCGGGGCAGCCAGCGGCUGCUGGUCAUCGUCAGGAACCAGGACAUCGCCCCCCACAUCCACACCGUGCCGUGCCUGCUGGAGCUGAAGUGCUGUCCCCGCGUGGUGUUCGCCGGCGUGGACGACCCCGAGGAGGUGACGGGUGACACAUUCCAGGAGCUCUUCCAGGCCGGGGGAUUCGUGGUGUCCGACGAGGAGCUGCUGGAAAGGGUGACCCUGGGCCAGCUGAAGGAGGUGGUGAAGGUGCUGGAGAGGCUGAACAGCAGCGGGAGGUGGAAGUGGCUGCUGCACCACAGGGAGAGCAGGAAGCUCAGAGGAGACCUCAGCAGGGACGACGGCAGUGCCCAGAAGAAGCAGCUGCUGCUGCGCUGGUGCCAGGGGGCCGAGCUGCUGGAGCUGCUGCCCCUGCACGGCUGCGACGGCGCGGCCGGGCCCCGGCGCGCGCAGUGCCUGCUGCAGCUGCAGGGGCUGCACGCCCGUGCCAGGUUCGCCGUGUACCUCACAGAAAAUGCCAGCAGCAGCUGCAGGGAGAUCCUGGAAAGCAAAGGGAUUCUUGUGGCUGACAUCAACACCUUCCUGGGGACGGUGCAGAAGAUGGCUGCUCCCUUCAGGAGGAGCUACUGGUGACAAAGGGAAGGCACCAGGACACGGCUCCUCCCCAGGCCCUGUGGCACCGGUCUGGGCACCCCAGCCCUGUGGGGGACAUCCCCACCAGCCAUCCCAGUGGAUCCCAACCAUCCCAAUGGAUCCCCACCAUCCAUCCCAGUGGAUCCCAGCCAUCCCAAUGGAUCCCCACCAACCAUCCCAGUGGAUCCCAGUGAUCCCACUGGAUCCCCACCAUCCAUCCCAAUCAAUCCUAUCAAUCCCAGCAGAUCCCCACCAUCCAUCCCAGUGGAUCCCAAUUAUCCCACUGGAUCCCCACCAUCCAUCCCAAUCCUACCAAUCCCAGCAGAUCCCCACCACCCAUCCCAGUGGAUCCCAGCCACUGCUGGGGGCGGGGGAGAGUCGUUUUCAGCUCUGUGCAUAAAUCUUAUUUAAAGGUGGGAAAUGCAGAUCCCCAGGGGAUUCAUUCCCUGCCGUCCAGCCUCACAUAGGAAAGGUUUUUUUUAAACGGUACAGGUAAAUUAUUGGAGUGGUUCCAAGUCUUUUCGUGCAGCUGCCGUUGGAGCAGGCAAAAGGAUUUCCCAAAGUCUACCUGAAGAUCAGGAAGGAGAACAAAUCCCUUUUCCACGUGGCCGUUGCUGUUCAGGCCCACACUACAUUUCAGCUCACCCCCGUUGCCUCCUGGUUCCCUGCUGGGCCCCGUGGACUCCCUGGGAAGAGCAGGAACAAAAUAAGCUUUUAUUUAUGGGGGCCCCGGCUCCGCGGGGCUGGGGAGUCCUUUCAGUUCCUUUUUAAAUCCAAGACUGCGAGGCCGUUCUGUACAGGAUGACUUUGUACAAAAAGAGUUUGAUUAAUAAAACCUCCAAAAUAACGAA